This is a messenger RNA of Macadamia integrifolia, 3236 nucleotides long. Its product is annotated as RNA demethylase ALKBH10B-like. The transcript has 8 exons. Bases 801 to 2942 code for a protein of 713 amino acids. Gene Ontology annotation, molecular function: mRNA binding; demethylase activity. Gene Ontology annotation, biological process: mRNA catabolic process. The record is from RefSeq and is a predicted model, not a curated record. NCBI's taxonomy places the organism in Eukaryota, Viridiplantae, Streptophyta, Magnoliopsida, Proteales, Proteaceae.
CUCCAUACUUCUAUUUGUUCACACCGCUCCUGGAAGGAGAAGAGAGACCAAGAAAGCCUCCAUUUAAGACCAGAUGCGUGCCUUGGAAGCCAAUUUCUGUUCUUCUUCUUCUCCAUAUUUUCUCCACUCUGAGAAACUCUAGAUCUCUGAAUUUAUUUACUAGAUUGAUUUUUUUUUUCUUUUUCUUCUUUCAACAAUCUCGAACGAUUCACAGUGGAUUCAGAUCUGGAUAAUGCACCUCUGAACCGACAUUUUAAUAUUUUUCCUUACAUUUCAGUUUUCCAGUGGAGAAUUCUCAAAUCUCUUUCUGGUUUUUUUGAGCUUUUACUGGAUCUCUAUCUGGGCUCAUCUCUGUCACUUUUAAUUUUUUUUUCUUAAUCCUUUUAUGCAUUUCAUUACACGUUGUUGUUGCAUAAGGGAUCAGCUGAAGAAAGAGCAGGAAUUUCCGGAUUGUGUUUAGUCUAAUUUAGAUUGAUGUUGUUGUAGUUUCAUUGGAGGUGUUUAUUAGUGUGAUCGGCAAUUGUAAUUGUUUAGAGAGCUACUGAUACUUAUUCUCCUGUACCGUGUUUCGGAGGUUUAGUUUGCUUGUGCAGAGCAGAUUUUCAGUUGUGUUAAUCUGAAUAUUAUUGGAGGACGGCCGUGUAUCGAACGCUCGAUUCCUGCUCAAUUUGUGUAGUUUUUGCUGUUGGUGUUAGUACUUGAUUCUGUGUCGGUUUUAAGCUGUUUCUGGACAAAAGAGGAUAGAUCUUACAGUUAAGCUGCCUAAUUGUGCGUUAAUGGGAUCGAUAUAGUUGAGUUUCAUGGCAAUGCCAUCACGAAAUGUGGUGAUCCCUGAUAAAAUGCAGUUUCUGAGUGGCAGUGGCGGUGGCGGUGGCGGUGGUGGCAGUGGCGGAGAGGUCCACCCCAGACAGCAGUGGUUUCCGGAUGAGCGCGACGGAUUUAUCACCUGGUUACGGGGAGAAUUCGCGGCGGCGAAUGCCAUAAUUGAUUCUUUGUGUCACCAUUUGAGGUUCAUUGGUGAGCCUAACGAGUAUGAUUUUGUCAUUAACUGCAUUCAACAGCGCCGCUGCAACUGGAAUCCUGUUCUUCAUAUGCAACAGUAUUUCUCGGUUGCCGAAGUCAUGCUUGCAUUGCAACAGGCACAAUGGAGGAUACAACAGAGGCAAUUUGAUCAGAUGAUAGUCACGGAGAGGGAAUUUAAAAAACCUACAUCGUUCGGAGCUGGUACUAGACAGGGGUACAGGUCUGGUACUGUCAAGGAGAAUCACAUAUCUAGUUUGGAACCUCAUCGUCUUGAUGUGAAUGUUUCUGUUCAAUCGGUGAACCCGGAUUCAGAUAAAACUGAAGAAAAACCAGAAAAGAUUGAAGCUGUCAAACAGGGGGAAAAGGUCGGGAGACCAGAUGAAAAAGGUUCAGCCGAGGACAAAGAAGGAUCUGAUGGAAUUACAAGGUCUUAUGUAGAUAGCAGCUCAAAUGGUUCAACAAAUUCAGAAGGUAUGAAGAAUGAAAAUUCAGAACCAGGGGCAGUGGAUGGCAGCUGCACUUCUAACUCAAUAGGAUCCAGUGAUGCCCUUCAUAAGAGUGAUGCUGACAGAAUCUCAAACCAGGAUGAAAAACAGUAUUCCGCUUCUGUUCCAAAAACUUUUGUGGGUACCGAGAUAUUGGAUGGGAAGGCGGUUAAUGUUGUUGAAGGACUAAAGCUCUAUGAAGAACUAUUUGAUAGCUCGAAAAUUUCUAAGAUUGUUUCAUUGGCGAAUGAGUUGAGAGCUACUGGGAGGAGAGGACAGCUCCAAGGUCAGAUGUUUGUGGUCACAAAAAGACCAAUGAAGGGGCGUGGUAGAGAAAUUAUUCAACUGGGCCUCCCCAUUGCUGAUGCACCUCCAGAAGAUGAACAUAUGGGUGGCACCUCCAAAGAUCGGAAGGUGGAAGCUAUCCCAGGUCUUCUGCAGGAUGUUAUAGAUCACUUGGUUAGCUUGCAGGUUAUGAAUGUGAAGCCAGAUUCUUGCAUUGUGGAUUUCUAUAAUGAGGGGGAUCACUCGCAGCCCUUCAUGUCUCCACCUUGGUUUGGAAGGCCUGUUUGCAUUCUGUUUUUGACAGAAUGUGAAAUGGCUUUUGGCAGAGUAAUUGGAAUAGACCACCCAGGUGAAUAUAGAGGCUGUCUCAAGCUUUCUCUUACAGCAGGAUCUCUUCUCAUGAUGCAAGGUAGAAGUGCAGACUUUGCUAAAUACGCAAUCUCGGCUAUUCGCAAGCAGCGGAUACUCAUUACCUUUACAAAGUCUCAACCAAAGAGAACCAUGUCGAAUGAUAGUUUGCGUUUUUCCUCAUCUUCUGCAACGCGACCAUCAUCCCCUUGGGGCCCACCAGCUUCUAGGCCGCUAAAUCAUGUUCACCAUCCUACGGGUCCCAAGCAUUAUGGAGCUAUCCCAGCAACUGGGGUAUUGCCAGCUCCGCCCAUUCGCCCACAACACCUCCCACCUCCAAAUGGCAUGCAGCCUCUGUUUGUGCCAGCACCAGUGGCUCCAGCUGUGCCAUAUGCGGGCCCAGUUCCACUGCAGCCUGCUUCAGCUGGAUGGGCAGCUGUUCCUACGAGGCAUCCUCCACCUCGACUCCCAGUUCCUGGCACGGGAGUUUUCCUUCCCCCACCAGGCUCUGGCCAGCCUCCACCUCCUCAAGGAGCUCAACAGCAAACGCCAGUCAAUGCCACUGAAGUGAACUUUGCAGCGGAGAUGCCAUCUCCUCCUCCAGAGAACGAGAAUGGUUUGGAUAGAUCCAGUAGUAAUAGCAAUGCUUCUCCCAAAGGUAAAGUGGAGGGGAAAGUUCAGAGGCAGGAAUGCAAUGGAAACAUCGAAGGGAAUGGUGGUGGAUGGGUGAUGGGGAAGGAAGAACAACCAGAGAGUGGUCUUCAGAAGGUUGGAAACAAGCCGACAGGAGAAACUAAGUAGAGAGAGUGAGGCAGGCUGUAUUCUUUAAAACGCAUUUGCAGAGAAAAGGGUAGGCUGCAAACUGCAAAUGAGUUUGGGGCAAAUGUAAAAAGCGGCAGAAAGAAAAAGGAUUGGGCUGGGUUUUGAUUGGGAGCUUUUAAUGAUUUCCCCUUCUGGGGAAUUAGGGAGGGGCAUGAGAACUUUUAGUUCUCUGGAUUCCUCCUUGUUCCUCUUAUUUUUGGUACCUUAAGAAUGUCAUCAUCUUCUUAUAUGAACUUUUACACGCACAAGGAAUCCAUUCUCAAGUGAGCAGCA